Molecule: messenger RNA, 3290 nt
Organism: Pelodiscus sinensis (Chinese soft-shelled turtle)
Lineage: Eukaryota; Metazoa; Chordata; Testudines; Trionychidae
Source: RefSeq, a predicted model, not a curated record
GGGAGGCUUUGAAUUAAAAACAGGGCAAAGGGCUCCUGUUUCCGCUGUUACUGUGUUGCCUGGCAGCCGCCUGGGGUUGCUGGGGCUAUUUAAAGGGCUCCGGCCCCUCCGGGGAGCCAUUUAAAUAGGAUCCUUCUGCCUGAGUCACUGCCUGGAAAUUCGGGAUCAUAGGCAGUAGGAUAUGAAUAGAAAGUGGCCAGAUGUAAUCUGUGAGCCAGAUCAAAGUGUUAGGUGGGGCAGAUCCGCCACCUCAGACUGCAUCUUGCCCAACCCUGCUCUCCCCACCCAAGAGUAGCCAGUGCAAGAUAGUGUGAAUUUGUAGACGGAGCUUCCUGUUGUGUUGGGACCAGCUGAGCAAGUCCUCUAUGCCAGAGAUUGUUGCUCCUUGUGGUGUCUGUGAAGUGUUGGAUGAGUGACAAAAAUGAGAUCCCUGCGGGGAUACAAAAUUUGUAUUUGCAUCCAAGCUGCAAAAAUGGUCCAUGUAUUUGCAGGAUUCUAACAAUAAUCACUUACCUCCCCAGAUUCCUGCAAAGUCCCCAUUGACUUCAUUGGCACCUGGGUUUGAGUAAAGGUGGCAUGUAGGCUAUUUGUAUAUAUACACAAAAACAACUAAACAAAUUUAAAACACAACUGAAACAAGUUACAAUCGCUUCUCCGUCAUGGAAGAAAAUGAGAGGACAAACAACAUGUAGUCAUGUUGCUUUGUUAACAUGCUACUGGAAGGAGCUCAGAUAGUUAGGUUCUUAUGCCAUGCUCAUCACCUAUCUGGAACAACAACAAAAAAAGUCCCUUGGCGCCUUAGAAACUAGGGCUGUUAGUCUCUAAGGUGCCACUGGACUUCUUGUUUUUUAUUGUUUUUGUUUUUUUUAAGAUACAGACUAACACGGCUAUCCUUCUGCAACCUAUCUGGAACAGUGUAGGAUCAGAACCAUAUAGCAGUCAUGCCAAGACUGCAGUGUCUUAACUGCUCUAACAAGUGCAACAACCAAACAAAACAACCCACUCCCAUAUUGCAGCAAAGUUAUAUCAAUAUAAUAAAAUAUGUAAAGGACAACUUAUGGCUAAUGAGACGCGAAUGCCACUUUAUAAACAUAUGUAUAGAAUAGUGUGGUAUAAAAUGCCUUAAUGAGAUAGGUUGAUAUUCUGACCCACCAAAGAUUUCUGCUUAGUUUUUCCAGUAUAACUAUAUCAUCCUGUUUGGAAAAAUGUCCUUUACUCCCUCUUCAGUAAUGGCUUGAUCCUGGAAGGAGAUGAGCAGUUCCUGAGUACCUUCAAUUCCCCUUGACUUCUUUUUUGGAAUUAGAGACUUGCCUGAGAUAAUUUGGGAUGUAAAAUUCUGUGAGAGAGGAGUGGAUAUUUUGAUCAACAUAUGAAAAGUUCUACCUUUUGAUGAGUCACUAAAAAGAUAAAGAAUGGCAUACUCCAUUUCAGCACAGAAUUUUGUUGCGCUUUCAGAUCUACAUCCAAAUCUGGCUCGCCCUAGUAUAAUCGGUGUAGUUAUUGGGAAAACAGAUGUCAAAGGUUUUCCAGACCGAAAAAACAUUGGAUCUGAAAGAUACACCUUCGGUUUUACCAUUCGUGAUUCACCAGCCUGCUUCAUAAAUGUAAAUUCUUGGGGCAGAGAAGAAUAUGUUAGAUCACUUUCAGAAAGUUUUAGAGUAGGUGACUGUGUGACAAUUGAAAAUCCUUUAGUGCAAACAAAGGAGCUAGAAAAGGAAGAAAAAUUCAAUCCCACAACUCCUAGCUGCUACAAAUUACUGCUCAGUGAGUCUCAUUCAGUGGUCAAAAUAUGUUACCGCUAUGAAGUGGACACCAAACUGCUUUCCUUGUCACAUCUACCUGUAAAAGAUCCUCAGGAUUACUAUUCUCUAGGUGACAUUGUUGCAAAUGGGCAAAGCCUUGAUGGAAGAAUCAUUAAUGUGCUCGCAGCAGUGAAGUCAGUGAUUUCAGUACAGAUUUAUGAGAAUGGAACCUUCCAAAAACACACGCAUGUUUUGGGAUCAUCUCAUCAUAUGAAUAGAAGACAUAAAUAUCUGGUUGGGGAGCCAAAGUACUUUACAACUUCAGACAAAAGGAAGGGUCAAAGGUGUGAAGUAAAGCUGUAUGAUGAAACAGAGUUUUCCUUUGCGAUGAUAUGUUGGGAUAAUGAAUCUAUCCAGCUUGCGCAGAGUUGGAUGCCACGAGAAACAGUAAUAUUUGCAUCAGAUGUGAGAAUAAAUUUUGACAAAUUCAGGAACUGUAUGACUGCAACUGUUAUAUCAAAAACUAUUAUUACAACUAAUCCAGACACACCAGAAUCGAAUAUUCUUUACAACUUCGUAAAAGAGAGUGCAGCAAUGGGAACUUUGAAUGAUAUAACUGACGAUCAGUUACAAGAAUCUAUAAAUUUGCAGACUAUAGUUGACAUUUAUACUGUGGAGCAAUUAAAGGUAAAAGCUUUGCAGAAUGAGGGAAAACUUGAACCAAUCUAUGGCAUUAUUUAUGCAUAUAUUUCUACAUUGAAUAUUGAUAAUGAUACAUCUAAAUUUAUACGAAACAGGUGUUCAGGGUGCCACUAUGUGGUCAAUGAAAUGUCAGACACCUGCACUUUCUGCAGUGACAGUUCUUCAAAUGCUAAGUCUGUCUUUACCAGUUUUGAUUUGCUAGUUGAUCUUACAGAUCACACAGGCACUUUAAAUUCUUGUAACCUCUCAGAUGUUGUAGCUGAGGAAACAUUAAGUUGCACGGUCCAUGAGUUCCUCACUCUGACAGAAGAGCAGAAGACAGCAUUAAAAUGGCACCUUCUUUUGGAACGAAGCAAAAUGUAUUUUAAAUUGGUUUUUUCGCCCAGUUUGAGAACCGGAUUGAGAGUGAACUUGCUUUCGUGCAAAUUGGCAGAUCCUGUAGAGGCCAGUCAGAGCUUGUCAGGAAAAGGAAGAAAAUAACAUUGUUUGGCUUUUUAACAGCUGGAAAGAUUUUAAAAGUUUGCAGUUCAUUGAAACUACAUUAUUAUAAAAAAGUUUAAUGCAAUACUUCCAUUUGUUAAAUGCAUUUAAAUUGGUAAAAGAGAAACAGGUUUAUUACUUACUGAUCUUUACAAACAGGUCUAUAUCGUCUCGAUCUUUCUAUUUUAUGUUAUUCUACUUAGAAAAGCUUGUUUAGGGCUCAUUUUAGGAAAAAAUCUGUCUGACAUUUAGAUGUACUUUCUGGUAAAUUAAGCUCUUUAAGUAGAGAGGGAAACAAUUUUUCAUUCAGUUUAUAGUAAAUUUUGAAAACUGAUCAAAGGAAUAAAAACCGUUAUUUAAUCUAAA